GUAUCCUGUUCGUAGCCAGGUAGCUGUGAAGAGGAUGCGAACCCAUCGUCCGAUAUUGCUUCUUGCUUUUGGUAUAGGGCUGAAAUUCUUCGGCAAAUGGCACACAUGGAGUCGGGGGCGAGCGGCUGCCAAGAAGGCGCGCUGCACCCCCUUGCGAGCAUGUACGAGGUUGCCCGAAAUGCCGCCUGCCGUUUGGUAGAUUGGAAGAAGACCCUUGGACCAAAGCAGCCCGGAGAAUCGGCGCGCAGUCCCAGACUGACGGCCGGUGGCAUGAAGCAAGAUCGACUUCGGACCAAGUGUCACGUGACGCAAACGUGACGAAAUUGCCAAUUUGCGCCCUCGGCCCGACCUCUUGGCUAGAAAUGACUCCCCCGAUGCUCGGUUUGAACAUCUCGCAAGCUGGCGUCGCUCGCAUAACUGUGACGGAAGGGAGAUCCAGAGCAGCUCCUGCUCUGCCCGCCGCCUGGCUGUUUGGCGACAGCAGAAGCCCGCGCAACUGCGUGGGUCCGCGCCACAGGUAGAGACGUUGAGCUUGGCAAUGAUUUGGUUGUCGUUCGGUCACGGGGCCUGGCGAGGUAGGAGCAGUGCCGAUGCGGCGAAUAGUCGUGCUUAGCUUCCUAGGCAC
Messenger RNA from Emiliania huxleyi CCMP1516, 625 nucleotides. RefSeq lists its product as hypothetical. The transcript has 3 exons. Lineage: Eukaryota; Haptophyta; Isochrysidales; Noelaerhabdaceae. The record is from RefSeq and is a predicted model, not a curated record. Bases 97 to 318 code for a protein of 73 amino acids.